This is a messenger RNA of Anneissia japonica, 2350 nucleotides long. RefSeq names its product cell death abnormality protein 1-like. Gene Ontology annotation, molecular function: scavenger receptor activity. The record is from RefSeq and is a predicted model, not a curated record. The transcript is spliced from 15 exons. Lineage: Eukaryota; Metazoa; Echinodermata; Crinoidea; Comatulida; Comatulidae. The annotation marks the transcript as partial.
GAUGUGCUCGUAGAUCCUCCCAUCGACAUGACAUUGUUUGUUAGGGGAUCAAUAGUGGGCCUCUACUACGCGCCACAGUCUAAGGAUCCAGCAAUUACAAUGUACUUAUCUGGCGUUUCUGAGCCUGACGUGGAACUUACUAUGGAUGAUACAGAUUUUAGUGGAACAGUGUUCGAAGGCGGUGUAAGCAGAAAUGAUGUUAACGAUAUAUACACUCGAUUCAGGAUAGAUAUCCCUUCAAGUGCUCCACUAGUCCAACAAAGGGGACCUUGGCGCGGUCGGGUAGAGGUGGAAAAUCAAAGGGAAAUCGACAUAACUUCAUUUUAUCAGAGUGUGACAGCCUAUGUAAUGCCAAUCAAUCCGUACGUAGUCGCAUCGGUUGGUGGAUAUGUUCAAUUUCGGACGGAUGCAAAUGAAAACCAAGAGCUUCGAUGGAGUCACAAUGGAGAGGAGAUUCCACAAGGCAACGGUCUUGAAGUAUUCACAAUAUUAAAAGCCACUGUCGAAGAUGACGGCAUCUAUGAAUGUUACAUAAAUGGAAGACGCCAUGAAAAGGAACACGCCUUUUUCAAGCUGUCUGUCAGAGAAUGCCCAACAGGAAAAUGUGGUAUGCCAAAUUGCCGAAUGGACUGUCCAAACUGUAUGUAUGGGGCAGUGUGUGAGCCUCAUUCUUGUUCAUGCCUAUGCCCAGCCGGCUACAUUGGUGAUCUAUGUGAGACAGCGCACUCUACAAGUAAUUUUGGACAGAGCGGCACCAUGGCGUGCAGUAGUGGUGUUGACAAGUGCAUAGGUAACCGAUUCUGUCGACCUCAACCAUUUGGGUGUACUUGUGCAGGAGGUUUUUCUGGAAUAGACUGUGGGACAAGGUGUUCUGCAGGAACAUAUGGCCCCGAUUGCAAGUUAGUCUGUUCGUGUCCGGAUGAUGAGUGCAAUUACCAUAGUGGUUGCAGUUCCAGUACUUGCAGCGAUGGGAUGACCGGCGAUACUUGUACAGAGUAUUUACCAUCUACGCAGUGCCCAACUGGCUUCUACGGUGAACAAUGUCAAUAUGAAUGCAAUUGUGACUCAUCUUUCACAUGUAAUAAAUGGUCUGGAGAGUGCGAUGUACCAGAUGAUAUCAUUGACGUGGUGAUCAUACUUGACCCACCAUACACCGAUAUGUCAAGUGACCCUCAAGUGAUGUUGAGAUUCGUCUCGCUCGGCGACACACAAACUGAAGACAUGGAAAUUAGUUACUUGUCGGAUGACUCUGUGCAGUUGCAAUUCAAUGAUACUGGCGAAGGACCAUUCGCCAGCGAUUCCACUUUUAGGUACUUCACAGAUGGAGACUCAGUUCGCAUGGUAAUUACAAUUGGAGCUUCCAGCUCUGCUGCGCAAAGAGUUGGUCCAUUCUUGGGUACAGCUACCUACAAUGGAUUUACGACAACUUCAACAGCAUGGUUCCAGCCUAAUGAUGCUGAAAUUAGUCCUGUUCAUGAUAUUGUGCGGGUUUCCUUUGGUGGAUUCACCCGAUUGGUAACUAAUGCCGAAGAAGCCAGUGAUUUACGCUGGAAAUUUAAUGGAGAGGUCCUGGGCUGGGCAAAUGGAUUACCAGUUUUAACCAUUACAAAAGCUUAUGUUGAAGAGUCUGGUAUAUACGAAUGUUACAGGGAUGGAGACUAUGACGAUAAGAUGCAUGCAUUCUUCCGAGUAGUUGUGAGAGGCUGCCCAAGUGGUUUGUGCGGUCGUCCAGCAUGUGUUGAUACUUGUCCUAUUUGCUACAACGGCGGCGUUUGUUCAGCUGACACUUGUACAUGUGUGUGUCCUCCUGGAUUCAUGGGAGACCAAUGUGAAACAGUUUGCCCUGAACAAGAUAAUGCUUUCGGACUUACUUGCAGUAAAACAUGCAGUAGUGAACCGAAUGGCAACUGUAGCGGAAUUAGAUUUUGUUACCCGGACCCAUUAGGUUGUGUUUGCGCAUCUGGCUGGAUGGGCCCUUACUGUGACCAAAUGUGCGAACCUGGCCAGUACGGACCAGACUGUGAUAUCCAGUGCCAUUGCGGUGAUGGCGAUUGUAACUAUGUUUAUGGAUGCGAGGUUGGAUCUCAAUGCACGGACGGAUUCAUUGGCGACACUUGCAAAGAUCCUGGUCCUGACGCUGUGUGUACAGUUGGUGAUUUUGGCGAAAGCUGUGAAUUCCAAUGUCAAUGUGAUUUCAGGCAAGCUUGCAACAGGACAACUGGAGAAUGUAUUGACUAUCCCGCUAAUAUUACAACAUGUGACCGUGGUUUCUAUGGUGAAUUCUGUACACUGCAAUGCCCAUGCUCCUUGAGUAAACCGUGUGAUAGAGAAACAGGCGAAUGUCUUGAAG